CAGUCAGCCGACAGUCACCCCACAGUCAUGACGUCCCUGGUGAUUGUUGCCGCCCUGGCCACCUCCUGCUUUGUGGCCACAAGCGCUGAGCCUUCCCCAGUUGCUGAGCCUGGCUACUUAGGGGGAUUCGGUCGUGGUUUCGGAGGCUUUGGGGGAGGAUACGGCGGCUUCGGUGGAGGUUAUGGAGGAUACGGAGCCUUCUAUCGUGGAAAGAGGAGCGCUGAACCUGAAGCUGAGCCGGAAGCUGAGCCCGGUUAUCUAGGUGGCUUCAGAGGCUUUGGAGGCUUCGGUGGAGGAUAUGGAGGCUAUGGUGGAGGUUAUGGAGGCUAUGGUGGAGGUUAUGGAGGAUACGGAGGCUUCUAUCGUGGAAAGAGGAGCGCUGAGCCUGAAGCUGAGCCUGGUUACCUAGGCGGCUUCAGAGGUUUUGGAGGCUUCGGGGGAGGAUAUGGAGGCUAUGGUGGAGGUUAUGGAGGCUAUGGUGGAGGUUAUGGAGGACACGGAGGCUUCUAUCGUGGAAAGAGGAGCGCUAAGCCUGAAGCUAAUCCCGGUUACCUUGGCGGCUUUGGACGCUUCGGCGGAGGCUUUGGAGGGGGCUACGGAGGCUACGGGGGCUACGGAGGCUAUGGAUACUAUGGUUGAACAUCAGCAACUGUCUGCUGACUUACUGUGAUUGAGAUUUAAAAUGUAAAAUAUAUAAAUUAAAAGACGACAAAUUUUC
This is a messenger RNA of Procambarus clarkii (red swamp crayfish), 718 nucleotides long. Its product is annotated as ctenidin-3-like. NCBI's taxonomy places the organism in Eukaryota, Metazoa, Arthropoda, Malacostraca, Decapoda, Cambaridae. The record is from RefSeq and is a predicted model, not a curated record.